AGCGGGCAUGGAGGGGCUCCGUCGGCCCGUCGUGUUCUCUUGACAUGGCUCCCGCCCGCGCCACGAGCAGCGCCCCCGCCGCCGCCGCCGCCUCCUCCUCCGCAGCCGCCGCUCCGCCCGCAGGCUGCGGCUAGACGGCCCACCGACGGUCGGCCUGCGAGUCCCGCUCUCCUCUCCGCGGGGACCCCGCCCUGCCGCCUAGAUCCCGGCCUCUCUGUCCCCUUGGGAAACCACCCAGCCGCCCCCACUCGGGAAACAUGGGCUGUUGAACGGGAAAAGCGAAUCUAGAACCCGGGAACUUCAUUCCUUGCUUUUUUUUGGGGUGGGAGGGUGGGCUUCCUUUUAAGAAGUAAUUAUUAUUAACACGAUUAUUCUCUUCUUUUCCCCUCCUCCCAACUGAUCCUUCCUACUUAACUCUCUUCCCGCCUCCUCUACCCGGGCGGGAAUUGUUUCCACAUUGAAAUGAGUGAGAACCCGAGUGAUCCAGUGUCUCCCGUGGUGCGAGUGAGUCGCUGCCGCUGAAGGCCAGGGGUUGUGGGUGGGACCUGGGGGUCGAAGGCAGGUGAUCCCCGGGCCCGGCCUGGGACGUGGGAGAACCCGCCACCUUAGCCUCAGCCAUGCUCACACGAAGAUAAUCGAACUCCCUACCAUCCCGAACUUGAACGGGGUCAAAUUUAUACGGAGGGCUCCCCGGGGAAUGUAGAACCCACCGCAGGGCUAAGGGUGCUUGGAUCCCGGGCAUUAAUCAGGGCUAAUCACAGAGCCGGAAUAACUAUUAAUACCGUUUAAUAGACCCCCCUUUCCCUCUGCCAUCAUGGUUCUCCUUGGCAGCAGCGUUCGCAGCCGCCUGAGGGUGAAAACGUGGGUGAUGGGGAAGUUGGUAAUGACUCCGCUGUUUUUUCUCAUGACUCCUUUGGGCAACAGCUGUCCACCCCCGGUAUACACUGUAGUUGAUUGCAGGGAAACCCUGUACCUCUCCCCUUCUUUCUCUGCUGAUUUUGCACUUUUCUCUUUGCUCACCACCAAGUGUAAUCAAUAGCAAAGCACUGACAGUUCAUAGCAGUAGUGAAAUCUGAAAUAACUAAGAAUUAAUCAGGUACUACAGCCAUGGAUCUGGCUGGGUAAAAUCCAACUGGGGAUUUCAGUUUCAUUCACCUACCCUGUUUUGGUGGUUUUCAGUUUUUGGGUUUUUUGUUUUGGGGGGGGUAUUUUUUUUUUCCCUGUAUUUGGGAAGCAACAUCACAAUUUUCCCUCCCUUUUCUCAAUUUCUUAAUCCCUUUUCUGAAAAGGGACUAUGCGAAUGGGUUUCAAGGAUUGGACCGGUGUCAGCUGUGUUUUACUGCGCACCUAAAUCCUGAUGAUCGGUUUUUCAUUUUCCCCUCAAUGGCUUUUAUUUUGGCAGUUUAGCCACAUGUGUUUUCCAGAAAGUUAGUUCCAAGUUUUUUUCUCCUCUUUCUUUCCUUCCCCUUCACCUUCCCCAUCUAACCCCCAAACAUUAUUGUCCAAACAUGACUGGACAGCAACUUUUGUUUCUUGACCCUGUGGUAUGACAGUCUGCUAAUAUUGUUAGAAGGUGCAGUUUGGGGGUUACAGUUGUGAUUUAGCUAUUCAAUCAUAUUAGCAGGAAAAAAAAUGACUUGUUUCUGUUGUACUUGAGUCUUAAGAAAAAGUGCCCAUAGUUUAGUGACAAUUUCCAAAGGCUUUAGUACCACCUGUAUUUCAAAAUGGGGGACCCAAACUCCCGGAAGAAACAAGCUCUGAACAGACUACGUGCUCAGCUUAGAAAGAAAAAAGAAUCUCUAGCUGACCAGUUUGACUUCAAGAUGUACAUUGCCUUUGUGUUCAAGGAGAAGAAGAAAAAGUCAGCACUUUUUGAAGUGUCUGAGGUUAUACCAGUCAUGACAAAUAAUUACGAAGAAAAUAUUCUGAAAGGUGUGCGAGAUUCCAGCUAUUCCUUGGAAAGUUCGCUAGAGCUUCUACAGAAGGAUGUGGUGCAGCUCCACGCCCCUCGGUACCAGUCUAUGAGAAGGGAUGUAAUCGGCUGUACUCAGGAGAUGGAUUUCAUUCUUUGGCCUCGGAAUGAUAUUGAGAAAAUCGUUUGUCUCCUGUUUUCUAGGUGGAAGGAAUCUGACGAACCUUUUAGGCCUGUUCAGGCCAAAUUUGAAUUUCAUCACGGUGACUAUGAGAAACAGUUUCUGCAUGUACUGAGCCGCAAGGACAAGACAGGAAUUGUUGUCAACAAUCCUAACCAGUCAGUGUUUCUCUUCAUUGACAGACAGCAUUUGCAGACUCCAAAAAACAAAGCCACCAUCUUCAAGUUAUGCAGCAUCUGCCUCUACCUGCCACAGGAACAGCUCACCCACUGGGCAGUUGGCACCAUAGAGGAUCACCUCCGUCCUUACAUGCCAGAGUAAAUAAGAGCAUUGACCAGCAAAAUGGAGAAGACCAGAGAAUGCAGCAGCUAUUUUCUUUUCUUGUUUUCUUACCACUUUUCUUUCAGAGUUUAAAGAAAAUGGACUCAUGCACAGAACACUAUGCAUUUUGAAACUUG
Messenger RNA from Mus musculus (house mouse), 2551 nucleotides. Its product is annotated as cDNA sequence BC005537. Lineage: Eukaryota; Metazoa; Chordata; Mammalia; Rodentia; Muridae. The coding region runs from base 1725 to 2414 and encodes 229 amino acids. The transcript is spliced from 5 exons. The record is from RefSeq and is marked predicted.